Messenger RNA from Lathyrus oleraceus (garden pea), 1044 nucleotides. RefSeq lists its product as uncharacterized. Bases 1 to 1044 code for a protein of 347 amino acids. The record is from RefSeq and is a predicted model, not a curated record. NCBI's taxonomy places the organism in Eukaryota, Viridiplantae, Streptophyta, Magnoliopsida, Fabales, Fabaceae. The transcript has a single exon.
AUGGCAAGGUACCUCAUCAAGGCAAGAGAUAUCACAAAUAAUGGGAAUAUGAAAGUUAAUUACUUUCCCAGUUCACUCACGAAGAAUGCCUUCACAUGGUUCACGAUGCUCCCAGCAAGUUCGUUUCAUUAUUGGACUCAUUUGGAAAGAUUGUUCCAUGAACAAUUUUACAUGGAGCAGUCGAAGAUUAGUCUGAAGGAAUUGGCUAGCAUUAAGCGUAAAUUCACUGAGCCAAUAGACGAAUAUCAUAAUAGGUUUCGUUUGCUAAAGGCAAGGUGUUUUACACAGGUGCUUGAGCAUGAGUUAAUCAAAAUGGCCGCUGGUGGCUUAGAUUAUUCCGUCAGAAAGAAAUUGGACACCCAAUACUUAAGGCAUAUGUCCCAACUGGCUGAUAGAGUUCGACAGGUAGAACGCCUGAAGACUAAAAAGGACAGGGCGAAUAAGAAUAAUAGGAGAGAAAGAGUAGCCUAUUUCGAUUUAGAUGGAGAUGAUCACAAGACAUAUAGUGACUUUCUAGAUUUCGACGAAAGAGAGAUCAACCUUGCUGAAUUAAAACAAGGACCACCCUACUCCUGCAAGGUCCUUGCACCUUCGAAUGGAAAAAAUCCUAUUGAACCCGAAAAGAACGAUAAGUUCCCCAAGAAAACAUAUACCUUCGACGUCAUUAAAUGUGACAAAUUUUUUGAUUUAUUAGUCAAAGAUGGCCAAAUGAUAGUGCCUUCUAGCGCUAAGAUACCUCCUUUAGAACAACGAAAGAAGAGGAGUUUUUGCAAAUAUCAUAAUUUUUUGGGCCAUAAUACCUCACAAUGUUUUAUUUUCAGGGAUCUUGUGAAAAAUGUAAUCAGGGACGGAAGGUUGAAGUUCGGGGACAGGACAAAGUCACAAAUGAAGAUAGACUUGGACCCAUUGCAGGUGGUAGAUGCCCACUAUGUUAAGCCAUUCGUUGUCAACAUGAUGGAAGUAUCUGAAGCCCAUGACAGAAAUGCCAUGAUGUUUGAAACCACUGAGGGUUUCAAGCAAGAAACCACUAAGGGUUUCGUCUAA